CCCUCCUACGGCGCCCGUGGCUGCAGCGCCAGCGCCAAAGCCAAGUUUGCGCCUCGAGAGUUUGCGCCUCGAGAGUUUGCGCCGGUUCGCAUUCCCCGGCCUCCCGUUCGCUCCCCCGCGAACCAGGCGGCCGUGCGCCUCUCGGGGCAACCACCCAAGAGCACCCGGGCGGGAGGACGCCGAGCAGGGGGUGUUGCGGGCUGGGACAGGGGCAGCCACCUCCCGAAGAUGCAGGAUGGCAGCAGAGCCGCAGCCGUCCAGCCUUUCCUACCGCACCACGGGCUCCACCUACCUGCACCCGCUCAGCGAGCUCCUGGGCAUCCCGCUGGACCAGGUGAAUUUUGUGGUAUGCCAGCUUGUUGCUCUGUUUGCUGCUUUCUGGUUUCGCAUCUACUUACGUCCUGGUACAACCAGCUCUGAUGUCCGGCAUGCGGUUGCCACCAUUUUUGGCAUCUAUUUUGUCAUCUUUUGUUUCGGCUGGUACUCUGUGCAUCUUUUUGUGCUGGUGUUAAUGUGCUAUGCAAUCAUGGUCACUGCUAGUGUAUCCAAUAUUCACAGAUAUUCCUUUUUUGUAGCAAUGGGAUAUCUUACAAUAUGCCACAUCAGCCGAAUAUACAUCUUCCACUAUGGAAUUCUCACUACGGAUUUUUCUGGGCCUCUGAUGAUUGUCACUCAGAAGAUCACAACCUUGGCAUUCCAGGUUCAUGAUGGAUUAGGUCGAAGAGCUGAAGACCUUUCUGCUGAACAACAUCGACUUGCUAUCAAAGUGAAACCCUCUUUUUUGGAAUACUUAAGUUACCUUCUCAAUUUCAUGAGUGUCAUAGCUGGUCCUUGUAACAAUUUCAAGGACUACAUAGCCUUCAUUGAGGGGAAGCAUAUACACAUGAAGUUGCUGGAGGUGAACUGGAAGCGAAAAGGUUUCCACAGCUUGCCAGAACCUUCUCCCACAGGAGCUGUGAUACACAAGUUGGGCAUCACCUUGGUGUCUCUCCUUUUGUUUUUGACGCUAACGAAGACCUUUCCUGUCACCUGCCUUGUGGAUGACUGGUUUGUCCAUAAAGCAAGCUUUCCGGCUCGACUCUGCUACUUAUAUGUUGUCAUGCAAGCCUCAAAGCCCAAGUAUUACUUUGCAUGGACAUUAGCUGAUGCAGUGAAUAACGCAGCUGGCUUUGGGUUCAGCGGAGUGGAUAAGAAUGGGAAUUUCUGUUGGGAUCUGCUUUCGAACCUAAACAUCUGGAAAAUUGAGACUGCCACAAGUUUCAAAAUGUACUUGGAAAACUGGAAUAUUCAGACAGCUACUUGGCUAAAGUGUGUGUGCUAUCAGCGGGUUCCAUGGUACCCCACGGUGCUAACCUUCAUCCUGUCUGCUUUGUGGCAUGGUGUCUACCCUGGAUACUAUUUUACCUUCUUAACUGGAAUUCUUGUCACAUUAGCAGCUAGAGCGGUCAGGAACAACUACAGACAUUACUUCCUUUCUUCAAGAGCUCUCAAGGCUGUGUAUGAUGCAGGCACCUGGGCCGUCACUCAGCUGGCUGUCUCUUACACGGUAGCACCCUUUGUGAUGUUGGCAGUUGAACCGACCAUCAGCUUAUACAAGUCCAUGUACUUUUAUUUGCACAUCAUAAGUCUCCUGAUAAUACUAUUUCUGCCAAUGAAACCACAAGCUCAUACGCAAAGGCGGCCUCAGACUCUGAACUCUAUUAAUAAGAGAAAAACAGAUUGAUACCUCCAAGAGAAGCGGAACAAGCAAAACUGCAGAACGUUCGAAAGAUGAGAUGACAAGGCUUCAAGGGCUCCUCCGGUGGCUUAGAGGCGAUGUUUACAUGCAUCUUUAUUUUGUUCUUUUUUAAAGUGCAGGGAGUAUUUUUUUUUUUUUUUUUUUUUUUUUUUUUUUGAGACGGAGUCUCGCUCUGUCGCCCAGGCUGGAGUGCAGUGGCGGGAUCUCGGCUCACUGCAAGCUCCGCCUCCCGGGUUCACGCCAUUCUCCUGCCUCAGCCUCCCAAGUAGCUGGGACUACAGGCGCCCGCCACUACGCCCGGCUAAUUUUUUGUAUUUUUAGUAGAGACGGGGUUUCACCGUUUUAGCCGGGAUGGUCUCGAUCUCCUGACCUCGUGAUCCGCCCGCCUCGGCCUCCCAAAGUGCUGGGAUUACAGGCGUGAGCCACCGCGCCCGGCCGGGAGUAUUUUUAUAAAGCCUUUUUGUACAGAUUAAUCGGCCAUGUCCAGGUUAUUGGUUUUGAUAUUUUAUAGGACAUUUGAGUGGUGUGGCGAUGUGUAGAGAAUGUGCCAGAGCUGCAGAGACAGUCCAUUCUGGGCUGCUGGCUUUUUGCCCUUCCUGCAUGAUUUCCAGCUACUGUGACCUGGAUGCUGGGAACCCAGGCAUCGGCUCCAAAAAUUAGAAGGCGAGUGCUGAGAAGACUUGUCACAGGUUUCUCAAAUCAGAAUAUACUCAGUCAUAGUGGUUCCCUGGGAAGCCCCAGACCCUUUGACUUGUGACAUUACUGGUUUGCAGACAUAAUAACUACACUCAGAGGACCAUGGAGGCAGAGGGAUCAUGGUUUCAGGGCACUGAAAACUCUACGAGCCAAGAGGACUAGUGCAUGGACUGAAAGUCAGGCAUGCCCUCAAAUAGGCUGUAUUUUCUUUCCAGGAAUGUAACCUUUCCCCUUUUUCUUCUGACCUGAGCCAAGAUUGGAAAUCAGAAAGUCUCCUGUACAUGGAGCUGAAGAGGGGCUGCUGUUUUCCGAAUGUUUUCCAUUUCACAGGCGCCACCUGCUUGCCCGGGGUUGGUCUUGAGAAGACACCCAAAUGUUCAUGCCUCAGAAAGGCAGCAGAAUGCCUUUUAGGAAAUUUUUUUAAAGUAAUUUGAAGUUAUAUAGAAGUUUGGUAAGAAGAAGCAGUUGUUUCUCUCUUUUCUCCCUCAUUUCAUGGAGGUGUUAAUGAUCAUGGCUGGCCGUGAUGUACACAUGGGCUGAUUUUCAUUUUUUCAGUUUCAUAGCUGAGAAAUUCAGCUUUGUUUUAGUUGAAUCAUCAUAUUGGAAAGCAGACAUUGAAAGUUUUCUUUUCUAUCUUUGUUAUGAAUGUGCUAUGGCCCCUUUUGGAGACUUCUAUUGGGUAAUAUUCUAUGUGAGAGAAGGAAACUUGGUAUUAAAUGUUGUGGAAAAUAAUAAUGAUGAUAAUAAUAAAGUAUAUGCUGCAAUGGUGUACUGCCAAUCAGAUUGCUUGGGAGAAGAAAAUUUAUUCAAAUCCAACGAUAAAAAAUUAAUUUCUUAUUGAAUAAACAGUAUGUUCCCAUAUAAAAGAAAUGUUUCUGAUGGGAAUAAUUGCUUUUUGUCUGUGUCAAUAGAGACACAGGUCCAUAAGGUGUCCUACUGCUGCUUCUCUUAGGAUAGUGAAAUGUGAAUGUGAUGUGCCUGUUCCUCUACAGCAUGUAAACAGUCCUGGUGCUGGGGGAGAGUACUAGAACCCAAACUUUAGUCCUUAUUUGGGACAGUGGAAGUUAAGAAGUAGUAGAUGUGAGCUAGUGCAUGAGUCUCACCCCACUUUAACAAGGAAAUCUUGGGGCAACCCUACUUCGCUGUCCCAGGAAGAAUCUUAGAUAGUGGGUAGGGGAAGGGGGUUGUAGGUAUCUAAAAUCUGUCAGAGUUUGUCUCCACCAAGAAUAGUUUGAGGUACGAGACCAAGAAAAAUGUACAUCUUGCAAACUAGCAAAAAUGGUAAAUAUUACCAUUGGUGUGGAGUAUGUGGAAUAAUCAUAUUACAGUGAAGUCUUUGAAUUUACAAUGUGAUUGAUGAUCAGGUUUCACUGUAUGUAAUGUAAGUAUCCUCAUGUCUGAAAGAAGAACUUGGUAAUGAGAGCAGAGGUGUCUGCUUUGGUGACCAGCUGCCCUGGUUUGCCAAGGACUCUCUCAAGCCCUCAGUCCUGGGCAAGCUGGGGCCAUUGGUCCCACUAGUGACUGCCCAGAAUUGAUUACUCCUUAUGGGAUGAGGAGAAGUCAAACCUCUAGGAGUUGAGCUUAUGGAUGCUAUAUGUCAGACUUGGUGUUAGGCCCUGGGACACAAACAUGAGGCUUUAUUCUGUAUAAAAAGAACAACACAUAGGAGACUGAUUAGCAUCCUUUUUCUUCUGAAAACCACUUACCCAUAGAAAAAGAUUUCAACUGAGGACCAACAUUUAGACGGAAGGUUGGGACUGUUUUUAUUACCUUAGAUUUCCAAGUUGUCCUAAAUAUAAGAUGCAGUUCAUAAAUACUUAUUGGAAUGUGAGCUUUCAGUUGAAAAUAAAUACACUUUCUGGUUUUGUUUUUGAAAAAGCCAAAUCUAAAA
This is a messenger RNA of Homo sapiens (human), 4325 nucleotides long. It is a transcript of the gene MBOAT1, whose product is annotated as membrane bound glycerophospholipid O-acyltransferase 1. Gene Ontology annotation, biological process: phosphatidylethanolamine acyl-chain remodeling; regulation of neuron projection development; phospholipid biosynthetic process. Bases 236 to 1723 code for a protein of 495 amino acids. Lineage: Eukaryota; Metazoa; Chordata; Mammalia; Primates; Hominidae. Gene Ontology annotation, cellular component: endoplasmic reticulum membrane. Gene Ontology annotation, molecular function: 1-alkenylglycerophosphoethanolamine O-acyltransferase activity; 1-acylglycerophosphocholine O-acyltransferase activity; 1-acylglycerophosphoserine O-acyltransferase activity. The transcript has 13 exons. The record is from RefSeq and is marked reviewed.